Messenger RNA from Diorhabda carinulata, 772 nucleotides. RefSeq lists its product as uncharacterized. The record is from RefSeq and is a predicted model, not a curated record. The coding region runs from base 89 to 673 and encodes 194 amino acids. The transcript has 4 exons. NCBI's taxonomy places the organism in Eukaryota, Metazoa, Arthropoda, Insecta, Coleoptera, Chrysomelidae.
GAACGUUGAAAUUAAGUGAUUUUUCGUUUAUUUAAAAAGGGAAACUUCACUAACUUCAAUCAAUCAAGUUGUUACUGUGUACAUCAAUAUGGUAUCCAAAAAGUUCCUCACAAUUUUUGUAUUUCUAAACGUUGUUUUGUAUUCAACAGCAGAAUUGACACCGUCAGAUGUAACAGUACUAAAAUCGGCAUGGGAAAAAGCAUCGAAAAAACCUGUGGAUUAUGCUAAAAAUUUGGUAGUAAAACUAGUGGACGAAGUGGCAGUUCCCAUUGUAUCAGACAUGCUUCCAUUAGUGAAUUUCAUUAUACCUAAAGAGUCGACUGAUAAAGUUAUGAAAUUGAUAACUGAUGUAAAAGGUCUUUCCGCUUUACCUGAAUUCCAAAAGUACGUCAACGCCUUCGCCGAUAUCAUUUCGACGGAUAUUCUACCUAAAGUUGAUUUAUUAGUCGACAUUGUUAAUAAUCGCGAAGAAUAUGCAAAGAAGUAUCUCAAAAUGGUGGUGGACAUCGCAUUAGCUUGCUUCCAUUCAAUCUUAGAGAAAACUAGAGUUGUGGUGGACGAUUUCAUGACUAAUGAUUGGACUGCAGAAGAAAGGAAAGCUGUUAAUAAAAUUAUCGAUGAAUUGGAUACAAUCGAUAAGGCCCUAAUCCAGAGAAUGUUAUCUUAUAUUUAAUUCCAAGAAAAAAAUAUUCCCCAAAAUGCGCGUUGAAUACUUGAAUAUUCGUUGAUCUGUAAUUAUUAUAAAAAACGCAAAUAAAAAUUUUUAAAAAUA